CCAACACACAUAAACCUCUGUCUAAGAAUAGAUGGGUAGUUAAGGGAAGGGGAUGUUAAUUAUAUACGCAAACAAUUAUCAGAAUGAGAAUAAUGUCAACCACACGGCACGAAUUCCUGCCCGUCGCUGAACUCUGGUGAUACGAGGCCAAUAUGAAGAAAGUUUCACCUCCACCAAUCAUGCGUGCUGGGCGCAACAGGAUAAGCGGACAGUUUUGUUGCAUGAGCAUGAUUCUUUUUCAAGAACACACGCGAUCAUUGGCUGUGCCUUAGCGUGUCCCGCAGGGAUCUCGAUCAUUCUCUCCCAACCUUGGAAGUUGGAAGCUGGUCGUUGCGCCUGGUGCAGCCUUAACCGGCAUCCCGGCUGCAAUCAAGAGCCCUGGUUCGGCAGCGAGCAACGAGCGACUUACAUGCUUCGAAGCCCCAAGCGUGAUCUUCAAGGCCCCGGCGUUCCAAGAGCCCAGCGGUAAACUCGAGACAAAAUAGGGCACGUCUGAAACUGGUUCUACCUCCUGACGAUGGAGGAGUCGCCCACAUGUCGAGUUCUGUCCCUUUCGCAUCAAGAGGCUCGUCACGCCUGCGUGGGAACACAGGGUUUGACUCGCUCACGAGACUCGACGUUCUGAUUUUCAAACACGCCUAGCCUUUCCCACCGUGGAUCCUGUUGCAUCCAAGGGUUCUGCGGCCUCCUGCGUUGGUCAUGUUUGUGCUAAGCUCUAACGCUGUCUGUUGUCUCCGCUCCGCUUCAUAUCCAACUGUGGCAGAUUAUGUCAAACGCCAGCGCUCGUGCGUUUGGCCAACAUGAUCCUAUGGACCAUUCGACAGCUACCAGCCGCCCGCCCCCGAGACGCCUGUUCUGUACGAUGUCAGGGCUUGCUAAAUCUGGACGCCUCCGUGACUAUUUUUUCUCUCGUUCCCUUCGGAUCGAGCCGACACGUCUGUGUAUAUAUUUGAAUAUUGUCGUCCGGUUCUCCAUUCCUUUCACAAGACUUAGCCACAUGUUCACGGCCUUUUCUCAUUCUGUUUCGUUGUUCUAUUAGUCGCUUUUCUUUUUCUGUCUCUUUAAUAUAAUUAGAGGCUAUUAUCCUGCAGCAUUUCUUGAUUUAUUAGAUUUCGUUUUGGGUUUUCUUUUCUUCUCUUUUCUUUUUGUUUUUACUUGACUCCUCUAUAUACCCUCAACGCGAAAAGCUGCGACGAACAACUUCUUCGAUCCACUUGGGGGAUACGAUCCGCAUGUUCAUUGCUGUGCCUUGUCGUUUCAUCAAUAGCGUCUCCCAACUUUAGCUUGGUUCUUCCUCUGCACAAGCAAGGAAUUGUUGGAAAAUCCCUCUCUUCCACUCUAUUCCCUCCUCCUGAAGCAUCUGCAGCUCCCAGACAGGUCUGGAAGUCCAAAAGAGUGUCAACUGGGGACGACAGCUGCUCCUUAUCCCUUCGAAAUCCUCUGCUGGACAGAGACUUGAAAAUACUGUCGAUUUGUUUAUAUUCCAUUCAUUGAGCGUGUCUGCGAUUGAUUCACUCACUCCCUUUGUGUUUUACACAUAAUCUUGCCAACGAAAUUUAUAUUAACGCCUUAAUUUUUUGCACAAAUCACACUUCAAAAUUUGUUUAAAUAAUUCUGCUUUUGCACGAGACUUGCCCAGCGGAGACCUUUUUACCUCCGCAAUCAUUCUUUUUCGGACUUUUGGCUCAAUAAGUUUCCGGGCCACUCCAGUUUACAACGCUGCUAGACUCGCCGGAAACUCACAUAGUCAAAACACGACAAAUUCGUUUUUAUAGAACGGACAUGGCGCAAUCAGCAACUUAUUACAACCGAGCCGCUCUGAAUGAGUUUGUGACACUUCCAGUCUCCCGUGAGAUGGUUAUAUACCUCGCCCAACAAGCUGCGCUGGUCAUAAGAUGCGAGGAACACGUUACCCCGACCUCCUUGAGCCAACCUAACCCUCUAACCCCUCCGACAACUCCUCCGCUCAAUGCUUCAGAGAAGCCGGCGCAUCAGUCCCCUUCGCUCCCUUCUUUGGCCGAGUUCAUCUGCUCGAUCGUGAACCGAUCCCACGUCGAGGUUCCGACCCUGAUGUCAUCCCUGGUGUAUCUAGGUCGUCUUCGAGCUAAGCUUCCCGCCAUGUCCAAAGGGAUGCGAUGUACAGCUCAUCGCAUCUUCCUUGCAUCCCUGAUCCUCGCAGCUAAGAACCUGAACGAUUCAAGCCCGAAGAAUAAGCACUGGGCUCGCUAUUCGGUCGUAAAGGACUGCGCUGACUUUGGAUUCUCUCUCGCCGAAGUCAAUUUGAUGGAGCGCCAGAUGCUCUAUUUGCUGAAUUGGGAAACCCGAGUCAAUGAGCAGGACCUCUUUGAAUAUUUCGAGCCGUUCCUCGCGCCGAUCCGUGAGCAUCUUCAGCUCGAAGGUGAAAAGGAAGUGGUUCAACUAAAUGAAUUCGAAAUGGAGGAACAAGGUGACGACUUCUCCGCCGACCCCAGCGAAGUCCUGAUGAUGGCGCGACUGAACACUUCGACGCUCGAGGGCCAUCGCGCAGGCCAAAAGAGACAUCCAUCACCCUACCGAUCCGGCCGAUCAGGACGAUCAAUCUCUCCUCCGUCAGUCAAAGACCUGCCCCCGCUCACCCGUGGCGAAUCUAGGGCUCCAAGUUCAUCGUCUCGCUCGUCUAGCCUGGCUCCUAGCUCUCGAGGCACACCUGCCAGCAUCGGCCAGCUCUCUUACGCUACAGACGACGUCAUAGUAGCAGAGGCCCAUGCCAGCCCAGCGUCGAUGGCAUACAGUUACGUUAACAUACAUGCCGUUCACCAGAAACCAAAGCCGCACCAGCAGCGACAGCGACAACCUCUCACUUCGAUGUCAAGCCAACACCUGCCUGUGAAAAAACUGAAAACGGCUGGCGGAAGCGGCAGCGGCGGCGGCUUAAUAUCGAGAUUCUUCAACUCAGCCGCGAGCAGCUAUAUGGGCGGCCGGAUGUCACGAACUUCUGGGCGGACCUAGAAAGUUUGAGGCGUGGAAAGUAAUUCGCCCUGUCCCGUACUUAGCAUCCAUGGGGAAAUUCACUCCUUUUUUUUUUUUUCUUAAUGUACUCUCCGUUUCCUUUCCAACUCGCCCCCCCCCAAAAAAAAAAGAUCUCUGAUGAUUAUCUUAACGAUUUCACACUCCCUUCCUCUGUCCUUUGAUGGCCGAAUAGCGCAGCGAACAAUGAGCAGGCCUCCAAUACCCGGUUCUCGUGGCGCGUUCUCUUUCUCCGUCUCUCUAAUGUCCGAAACAAAAUUUUACUCUCAUUGAAUAAUAUCCGAUGAUAUUUUUCCACCCCACAAACGCACCAAUAUGCUGGCGGUAUCCUAGUCAUAUAUUCAUAUCUACCCCUUUGUUUUCGAUGUACAAUGAUUGCAUUGUUAUCUCUACUGCUAUUUGUCCUUAUUGGACAUGCCUUUUUGUUUUUUUUUUCUUAAUUAUUGUCAUUAUUUCCCUUUUUAACACAGCAUAGCAUUGUUAAGGGCGUUUGUGGGAGUAAUAAUCUUUGAAAAAUCGUAACUAUACAUUCAAAUAUUGAAGAGAAAUGAGAAAAGAGAUACAUACUUCAUAACUCUAAUUCAUUGUAUGUUAGUAUUCUUUCCCCUAUAUAUUUAUUUGUUACUUCAUUUGCGGUAGAUGCCUUAAAAGGAGCUCAGGUAGUGCAUUUAUGUAAAUUGUAGGCCUAUACAUAUUUGCCCAGAAAGAGAGAGAUUUAUAAACACCAAACCCAUGCUGCCGAGCAAAUAUCUCGCAUCUUGUAGUCAUUUAU
Molecule: messenger RNA, 3778 nt
Organism: Blastomyces gilchristii SLH14081
Lineage: Eukaryota; Fungi; Ascomycota; Eurotiomycetes; Onygenales; Ajellomycetaceae
Product: cyclin
Exons: 2
Coding region: 1783-2988 (401 amino acids)
Biological process (GO): regulation of cyclin-dependent protein serine/threonine kinase activity
Cellular component (GO): nucleus; cyclin-dependent protein kinase holoenzyme complex
Molecular function (GO): protein kinase binding; cyclin-dependent protein serine/threonine kinase regulator activity
Source: RefSeq, a predicted model, not a curated record